Molecule: messenger RNA, 1002 nt
Organism: Psammomys obesus (fat sand rat)
Lineage: Eukaryota; Metazoa; Chordata; Mammalia; Rodentia; Muridae
Product: cathepsin 7-like
Exons: 7
Coding region: 1-1002 (333 amino acids)
Biological process (GO): immune response
Cellular component (GO): lysosome
Molecular function (GO): cysteine-type endopeptidase activity
Source: RefSeq, a predicted model, not a curated record
AUGGCUUCUGCUGUCUUCCUGGCCAUCCUGUGCUUGGGAGUGGCCUCUGCUGCUCCAUCAUAUGAUUACACUUUAGAUGCUGAGUGGGAGCAGUGGAAGAGGAGCCAUGAGAAAACCUACAGCCCAAAGGAAGAAAAACAGAGGAGAGCAGUAUGGGAAGAAAAUGUGAAAAUGAUCAAACUCCAUAGUGGGGUGAAUAGCCUAUGGAUAAACAACAUCACUGUAGAUAUGAAUGAAUUUGGGGACAUGACUGGCGAAGAAAUGAGGAAAAUGAUGAAUGAUAAUUCAGUUCUGUCUCUAAGAAAUGGGAAACACAUCCAGAAACGUGGAGGUGUCAAAAUUCCCCAAACUUUGGAUUGGAGAAAGGAAGGCUAUGUGACUCCUGUGAAAAGACAGGCAGGAUGUGGUGCGUGUUGGGCUUUUGCUGUGGCUGGUUCCAUAGAAGGACAGCUGUUCAGGAAAACAGGCAAACUGAACCCUCUGAGUGUACAGAACCUAGUGGACUGCUCUAGAUCUUUUGGCACUAUGGGCUGUAAAGGGGGCAGGAUCUAUAAUGCCUUUCAAUAUGUGAAGAACAAUGGAGGUCUGGAGGCUGAGGCCACCUAUCCAUAUGAAGCCAAGGAAGGACGCUGCAGGUACCGUCCUGAACGUUCUGUUGUUAAGGUCACCCGCUUUUUGGUUGUCCCAAGGAAUGAAGAAGCCCUAAUGAAUGCUCUAGUAACUAAUGGGCCCAUCGCUGUUGGAAUUGAUGCUAAACACAAAUCUUUUAUGAAAUAUACAGGAGGGAUAUAUCAUGAGCCAAACUGCAAACGUGAUUCUCCCAACCAUUCUGUGCUGUUGGUUGGUUUUGGCUAUGAAGGUCAAGAAUCCGAAGGCAGGAAAUAUUGGCUGGUAAAAAACAGCCAUGGUGAAGAAUGGGGUGAAAAAGGAUACAUGAAGAUUCCCAGAGACCAGAACAACUACUGUGGAAUUGCUUCCUAUGCCAUGUACCCAGUAUUGUGA